GACUGGAAGGAGCCCAUAUAAGAACGUUUAUUAUCUAGGCCUAUAGAUCUGAAUGAUGGAGCCUUAUUAAAUUUAAUCUCAAUUUUAUCAGCCUCUGUCUAAUUGUGUCAAAUAAUAGCUGCAGGGCACGAAAGGUAGAACCCAGUGAGGCCAGUAAGCAUUAUAUAAUCAACAAUCUUGACUCGCGUCUUCGCUGUCCGACGAUCGUGCAUGGCUCCGCUCCUGCAACGCCUAUAAGCUAAAACAACAACAACAAAGAUAUCUCGCUAGCUAGCUAGCGAUCGAGAGAAAUCUUGGAAGAAUUCAAUACACGUACAGUGUAUAAGGUACACGUACAGCGUACAGUGCAGUGAAUUUGAAGGAGCUCAACAGAUACUGUACAUGUAUAUAUGCGGGAUAAAAUCAUAGAAUGCUCGUGAAAAACGAAAAAACUCGUCGGGAUUGUUAAUCAUCUGUGGAUCUUCAUGCAGCUUUAGUCUGAGGGGUGAUGUUCAUAAUGGAAACCAGACGAGAUUGCGAAGGAUGUCCUUUGGUAGUAGCCAGUGCUAGACAAGUGCAUUGGUAUUGUGAUUUUUGAUUACCAGUCAAGCGUGGAGUCCACUAUUAUGGCUGUCCUUUGUUUACCGAGAAACAUGGCUUCAAUGGUGCGGACUUACAUGAUGCUAUGUAUAGCAGGCCUGGUUGUCACAAUAUGUAUCCUCAUGGUGAUGUACAACGAUACCGGCUCGGAUGUCAGGGAAAUGGUCGUCAAGGUCGAUGCUUUGUCUGAUGGUGCCCCACCGAACUCAAUGAGGGGAAUCAAGGGCACCAAUUUCCUGGACAAGGCAGGGAAGUUAGUAGACCAGCAGCCAGACAGGGUAGAGGAUUACAGUGACGAUGGCGAUGACGACGACGACGGGGAUGGAGCGGAUGAGGAGGUCGGGAGCGAGAGUUCAGACCCAGAAAAUGCCUGGCUGGAUCAGGAGAAAAAGCUGGAGAAAAAAACUGAGCAAGGAGUGCCCAUGAAGCUUGCUGGUGAGGAGGCUAAUGCCUUGCAGAAGGCCAAAGCUAAGGAGGAUUCUAGACCUAGCAGUAUUCGUAUCGUUGGUGGAGAUGAACCGGAAACUGGUGGCACCAGUGGGAUACAUGCUAAUGCUCCUGUAAUGCGCGGUGAUAUACCUGUGGUUCGGGAUGAUGCCAUCCCUGGUGGUGGUGGUGGUGGUGGUGGUGGUGGUGGUGGUGUCGGACUGAACCAUAGUGCUUCGCAUGUGGUGGAUGCUAACAGGGUGAAUGCAGACGGUAAUGGAGAUGUCGUCCAGCCCGAGGGCAAAAGCUUCAGGAUAACGGAGAAUGGAGACCUGGAACCGAUGGAUGCUAGCAAGAAAGGUGGAAGAGGAAGCACCAUGUCGGACAUGAAAAUCUCUGGCACCGCGAGCAAGUUUAAGCAGAAGUACGACGGCGGAGUGCAAGAUCUACUGCGACAUCCAGAGGAGCAUAUGAUCAGAGUAGAAACAAAGAGAGACUGUCAACCCAAGAACAACAUUGUGAUGGUCAAGACGCACAAGUGCUCCAGUUCCACCAUGCAGAACAUCAUCUUCCGCUGGGGUGAAAAUCAAAACUUGACCUUCGCCUUCCCCAGGAGUGGCGUCUACCUUGGCAGCCCGCAGCCCUUCACCCGGAAUGCCGUCAUGGAAUCCAACAAUGGUCACUACAACAUCAUUGCCAACCAUAUGGUUUUCAACCAACAAGCCACCGAAGAUCUGAUGCCUGCAGACUCGGUUUACAUUGCCCUCCUGAGAAACCCAGACACUCAGUAUGAAAGUAUGUAUAACUACUACCGCUUCGACGGCAGGUACACCGUGACCCUGGAGCACUUCCUCAAGAGACCACGCCUCUACUUUGAGAACGAGCCGCAUUUCACCAAACAAGUCGGUCGCAACCCAAUGCUGUUUGACAUCGGGAUGGACGCGCGCCGUAGGGAGAAGGAUGAUCCCGGAGUCACGAGAUACAUCCAGGAACUUGCCCAGCGGUUUGAUGUUGUUCUUAUAGCAGAAUACUUCAAGGAAUCCCUGAUUCUUCUGAAAGAAGCCCUCUGCUGGGAUAUGGAUGACAUCGUUUUCUUCAAUCAAAACGCCAGGAGCAAGGUCUCGGUGAGACCGCCCACAGAUGCAAUGAAGCAACGCAUACGAGCCUGGAACAGCGGGGACACCACCUUGUACCAGUUUUUCAAUAGAACCCUGUGGGAGAAGAUAGAGGCGUUUGGUUACGUUCGCAUGGCACGUGAGGUCGCGGAGUUGGAGAGACGGAACGCCGAGCUGACGCAGCUAUGUAUCGGUGCUACCAAGCAAGCAGGAGAUAAAAGGGUGUAUUACCCACCUGGUGUUCAUGUCAAAAGCUUUGUACUUAAUAGCAAUGCUCAUGGUAACCAUCUAUGUGAGCAAAUGACCAGACCGGAACUCACCUACAUUGGUCUCUUAAGACAAAGACAAAUUGACCUUGAUAACAGCAGACCAGGGAGGUAGUAUUCACCUACAUGCAUUCAGCCCUUUUAAACAGUUUUCAUUGCCUCUUGUACAGUGUGUAUAGAUGUAAUUUAGACUAUUUCAUCAUAUUUUCCUGUGAUUGAACAUUUCUACAGUACUGUAUAUAAGCCAUCAGCUCAAAAAGUUCUGCACAGCGCAUUGCAGGAUGUAAAAUUCUAAUAAAUUUAUUAACAUCUAUUCAUGAUUAAGCUACAGCUGCUGCUCGAUUUGUGUGUACUGAACUGUGAAUCAAAGACAAAAACAGUAGAUAUAGGUUUAAAUUCACAAAUCACCAAUACAUGUUUUGCUCGGCUCGCUCGCAUGUACACAGAACGGUAGCGUGCAUGCAGCCUUAUGGCAGGCUAUGAGUUAAUAGUGUAGUCAAAGAGCUUCAAAUAUUUCUUCUACAAAGAAUUAUUGCAGUUUAAAUACACUUCCAGUGAACUGUAAAAAAAUGUUAUGAGUAGACUACUUAAUACACUUACGAUUUUUGAGCUACUGUAAACAUUUUAAACAAGUUUACAGUUUACAGUGUUGCACAAAAUGAACGCUUUCUGUGUGGUUUGUAUUUCCCUAGCAAGAUAGUAAAAUGAACCGUUUUUAUACUGCAAAUGACUCUUAUAUACCUAGUUGAGCAUGCAUGUACAGUACUUGUGUACUGUGUACCAGUACUGUAUAUUAAAGCACAGUUGCUGCCUCUUUGACUUCAUCAGGGUACAUAUCAAGUGUUAAGAGCGAGGAGGGCUUAACUCAAAUACUUUGACACAGAAUUAAUGCCCUUCUGGCUCCAACCAGGGAGUGUUUCACAAAGACUAAGAGGCUGUUCAGACCGGCAGAGAUAGCGCGGUCUAGUGCGUGCUAUCUCUACAGUGUGGAAGGUACAAUGUCUUUUCGGGUUGACCAACAGCGAGCCAAAACGGCGUCCUACUGGAGCACCUCUUGGGGGUGGUCCACGAGAGAUAGCGCGUGCUAGAAAAAAGGGGGUGCUACGAUAGAUCUCAUUGUGGUGAGCCUCUAAGAUCGACUUUAAGUUGGUCUUAACUAUGACGGGCCUUUUAUGCCACUAGUUGCACUCACCAUUGGUCUCGCAAUUAUGAUCUAUAGAUUAAAACAAAUUCCUUCAAUAAUGAACUA
Molecule: messenger RNA, 3635 nt
Organism: Strongylocentrotus purpuratus (purple sea urchin)
Lineage: Eukaryota; Metazoa; Echinodermata; Echinoidea; Camarodonta; Strongylocentrotidae
Product: galactosylceramide sulfotransferase
Exons: 6
Coding region: 606-2501 (631 amino acids)
Biological process (GO): glycolipid biosynthetic process
Cellular component (GO): membrane
Molecular function (GO): galactosylceramide sulfotransferase activity
Source: RefSeq, a predicted model, not a curated record